Molecule: messenger RNA, 1482 nt
Organism: Coccidioides immitis RS
Lineage: Eukaryota; Fungi; Ascomycota; Eurotiomycetes; Onygenales; Onygenaceae
Exons: 2
Coding region: 1-1482 (493 amino acids)
Source: RefSeq, a predicted model, not a curated record
AUGCUGUCAAGUCAAUACUCUUUCGAAUUGCCGGUAUCGCUGUUCAUAUUGCCGUUCAAGCUCUUUUCUCUUUUGGAAUCGGUGCGAAGCGCAUUCACGGCGUACCUGAUGUUCACCGAGGAUUAUAUCCAAAGAUUUGUGUUCAUCUUUUCCCGCGGGUUUAGCCAUCAUGCCGCUCUUGUCCUAUUUCUCACCAUCUUCUUGCUUGGCGCCGGGCUAUAUGAUACUUUGCUUUGGGGUCUUGAUUCGCCUGGCUAUAUUGCGAUGAAGAAAAACAUGACCGGUGCAUCUGUGAAGCCUCAGAUGCUAAAACGACCGGGGUACGUAAUAUUCUCUUCUACGAGGCCGGGGGAGGUCGACGGACUUGACAAACACUUUACAGAGCUUAUGAACAGCAAUUUGUUCGCGUCGAAUUUAAAUUUCUCUCUGACAGGGGACGUCGCCCUGGGGACACCAGAGAUGACUCCGCCCACACGCAAGUUUGAUCCCCAAAAAGGUGUCGGGCCGCGAAUCUGGCUAGAUGACGAAGGGUUCUCUGUGUCACCCGAUACAUAUGUGACGUUUGGAGGAAUAAUCGACGAGGAGGAGCAGAAAGCAUACGACUGCCCUUGGAUUCCAGGCCCAGAUGACUCGGCUUCAUGGGAAUGUGCUUUCGAUAAUAGCUUCGCAGGAACAUUUUUAAAGGAUACUUUGAUCGGUGUGCUAGAAAUUCAUUGGGAUGAUGCUACAGACCAACGAUACCUCUCAGAGUAUCUCCGGCCCAACCGAGAGGAUAAUCCCUGGGCUGUACUAGGAGUCGGGGGUGAUACGGCUAUUAUGAAGCAGAUGUUUAGCAUCACAAAGGGCCGAAGCAAACAUACGUUUCUUAGCACCGCAAUGAAAAUCUCCUCGGUUUACGACUAUAACGCACCUUUCCCCGCAGAUGAGGUAUACGACCUUAUCAAGAGAUCUUGGUCCACAGAUCCUACACAGUCGAACGACCCGGUCAUUCGGCAGAUUUCGGAGAAAAUUGGAAACGCCAGCGCUGGUGGAGUCCACAAGGUUGAGAACUCUAUCGCCCAGGCCAAUUUUGAAUUCCUGAAUCCAGAGGGAACGCCAGGCAAAGUUAUCUUUUCACUUUUCCGAAUAUCUGUGGUCAAUAUCACACUUGUUAGGUCGGAAACACUCCCCGAACCCGUCAGGCCUUUUGAAAGUGCGAUAGGUUUUAUCAUAACCAAGCAACAGGAGGGGAGCCAAAACAACACUGGUGCACGCUUUUUUGGGGAGAUUGAUACCUCUGCCGUUCUCAUUAUCAGUGGCACUCUGGGCGAUGGUAGCUCAAAUAUUAGCUCGAAAGCCUUCAAUCAACGAGCCUUCGAAUGGCUUGCGAAAAACGAGAAUAGACUUGACAAUCUCCUCCUGUCUCGAGGGUAUAUAAUGGCCAUCGAUCCGGCUCUGGUCACCCUUGAAAUCAGCAGAGCAGGACCAGCGAUGUCAUUGUGA